Messenger RNA from Dreissena polymorpha, 7584 nucleotides. Its product is annotated as ubiquitin thioesterase zranb1-like. Gene Ontology annotation, cellular component: nucleus; cytoplasm. Gene Ontology annotation, molecular function: cysteine-type deubiquitinase activity; K63-linked polyubiquitin modification-dependent protein binding. Bases 1 to 2166 code for a protein of 721 amino acids. Gene Ontology annotation, biological process: protein deubiquitination involved in ubiquitin-dependent protein catabolic process. The transcript has 9 exons. Lineage: Eukaryota; Metazoa; Mollusca; Bivalvia; Myida; Dreissenidae. The record is from RefSeq and is a predicted model, not a curated record.
AUGUGUGGAACUGUCCGCCCAAGUCACGUCAGCGCAGACCUUGAGAAUUCCGAACAAGACAUCUACAAAGUCGCCGAACUUGAUGCCACCCGUAACCAGGAUUCCAGUUUUUGUCUCGGAUCUGACUCUCUGCAAGUAUGGUUGUGCAAGAAAUGCACCUUUAAGAACGGCAUUGACAAAAAUAAAUGCGUUGAAUGCCUGUUACCUCGUGACCUUGAAGUAGAACCUGUUGACAGCCUAAAAGAGGAAGUUAAAGUUCAGAAUAGAUGUUACACACUACCACUGAAAAUAGAUGUUCACACAAAAAAUCAGGAAAACAUAGAUGUAAAUACAAAAAAUCAGGAAAACAUACGUUCAGGGCAAAACUCGCCUAACAGAAAUGCACAUGUGGAGCUUUCGCAGUCUCAAUCCCCUAAUGAGCAGUCAGGAAAAGAUAAUAAUCGCUCAAGCUCCAAUAAAAAUUGCAGUGAAAACUUGCAGAACCUACCAGCAUCCACUCCUAAUUCCCCAACUGUUGACUUGCACUGUAACAGCAUUUCAAACAAAGUUACCAUCAUUCCCUAUAGCUUUGGACAAAAAUCACCAAAACAAACAUCCCCGAAGAACAAUCGUUCUGGGCAGUCCUCACCGCAGGAAAUACGAUCUGGGCAUUCGUCUCCAAUCAGUGGGGAUUCACCUAUAGUCCAGCGCUCUAUAAAAUCUAAUAGAAAUUUAAAUCAAAAUCAGGUCAUUCAUGUGCCUGACGGUGCAGGUGCUAUAGGAGGUUGCCGCGAGGAUGAUCGAUUGGAUCGUAAACUUAAAAAAAUACGUAAAAAACUCACCACUGAAGACUUAGUUUGGUUGAAUGCUUGUGAGGGUGUAGUGAAUGGAGAUUUAGCACGCAUUGAUCAGUACCUAACCACAGGCGGUGACCCAACUAGACAGUUGACCAAAGAUGAGGUCCUAUUACUGGAUCGUCCUAGUGCUUUUGAAGUGGGUUACACCUUAGUACAUUUGGCACUGAGGUUUCGACGGGAUGACAUGGUUGCUAUUUUACUAGCUGCUACAGAUAUCACCUCCAAAGGGUUCAAGCGACUGCCAUCUUAUAUUUGUCCAGACCUAUCAGCAAAUAUAAGACGUGACAUUCGACUACUGCUUAGACAAAAGAAAGGAACAUUUCCUUGCUACUUCUUUGAAAAUUCAUCAACAUUUAGUUUACCAGCAGAUAUUGAAGACUUGCCGCGUCAUGUUCAAACUCAACUUUUUGAUGAAAUUUUAGACACUGAUGUUGAAAAAGAGUUGAAUGAUGAGCUGGUUAUAAACUGGAGCACGGAGAUCACCGAGAAGCUUGGUAGUCGCCUGUACGCUCUCUGGAAUCGCACUGCGGGGGACUGCCUGCUGGACUCCGUGUUGCAGGCCACCUGGGGAAUCUUGGACAUUGACAAUACCCUGCGCGGGGCUCUAGCCAGCACCUUACAUGAGUGUGGGAACUGUUUUUAUCACCGCUGGAAAGAGUAUGAGAAGCGUCAAGCAGACCUGCUGAAGUUCACACUUGACGAGUCCCAGUGGCAGAGGGACUGGGCGCUACUUCUCAAACUUGCCAGUCAGCCUGGUGCCAGUUUGGAGCAGCUUCACAUAUUUGCCUUGGCACACAUCUUACGGCGUCCCAUUAUCAUCUACGGAGUGAAGGUUGUCAAGAGUUUCAGAGGGGAGAGCAUUGACUUUGCUCGCUUUGAGGGCGUGUAUUUACCAUUUUUGUGGGAGCGCAAUUUCUGCUACAAAUCCCCUAUCACUCUUGGCUACACCCGAGGUCACUUCUCUGCCCUUGUGCCUAUGGAGCUGGACACAAACAUGCCACUUGGUGCUGGUGCUAAUAUUGACAAUGCUCCUGAUGAACAAGUGUUCUACCUGCCUCUGGUUGAUCACGAAGGAGUCUUUCUACCCAUACAUUUUAUAAGCGGUGCCGAGGCCAAUCCAGAUGAAACCAUUUUCAGACGAUGGUUUGACUGCAUUGUCACACAGGAAGGACACUUUGUAGCAAUUCAGCACGUGGGAAAAUGUCCGAUCAUGGUGAAGCAGAUGCUUGAUGUUUGGCUCGAUCAUUAUCGACAGAAAGCUGCGUCUAGUGAUGCAGAUAACAUCGGAACACAAGGAUUUUCUACUGACGGCGACAGUGAUCAGGACUGAUUACAUUAAUGACUUUAGCCAUGAUUUGUGAAAACACGGUUUAAUGCAUGUGCCUUAAGUGUUGUCCCAGAUAAGCCUGUGAACUCCCGACAUGCCAAUCAGGGACGACUUUUUACCCUUUUCAAUAUUUUUAAAAGAAAGUCUCUUCUCAGAAAAAAUCGUGUUCAACAUAAAAAGUGCAGCCAGCACAGGCUAAUCUUGGAGGACAAUUAUGCACGUGCUUUAAACCCCUUAUUUAUAUAGGAAGACCCAUUUGUUUUUAUCGUUAUUCUCCCUUAAUACUGGUGCACACAUAUUUAUCACAAUAAGGCAUACUCAGGGCCAAUGUUAACAUGAACAUUUAUGAACAUUUAUCUAAAAGCAAUUACAUAAUGAUGUUGUGCGGUAAGAAAAAAUGCAUGCAAUGUUUACAAAGUUUUUUAGACAUACAAGUCCAGUGUAAGUUUAAAGCAAUAUUACAAAAGUGCAUGUAUAGAAUGUGUAGAAGUACAUAUAGAUUCUUCACAGAAACUACAUUCAUAGCAAGUACAGAUUUGUUUAUGCCCGCAAAUAAAAACAACUUUAUAUAAUUAUUAAUAAAUACCUUACUGAGGAUUCAUUAUAAAUGAGACAUGUAUUAAGCACUAAUUAUAUACAUACUUUUUGAACCAUGGGUGUUUUUUUUAUAAAGUUAUUACCUUAUAAGUGGUUUGUAUGCUCCUUUAAUGAUGGCUGGGUAUGCUGUCUGUUCAUCGGUAGACCUUUUCUUACAAUUUUAACAGUUUUCAUUCAAUCUUAAACCAAACAUCAUGUAGCCAUGUACAAUCUGUUUGUGUUUUAAUGGCUGGAAUUUUUUUGUAAUUACUUCGUUUAUGUUAGUAUCAUAAUGAAGUCAGGAUGACAUUUAAAUAUUCAGGUAGUUCAAUAUUGUGCUAUUUUUAUGCCCCCCUUUAAAGAAGAGGGGGUAUAUUGUUUUGCACAUGUUGGUUGGUCCGUCGGUCUGUCCGUCCUCCAAUCAUGACUGGCAGAUGACCCCUAUUGAUUUUCAGGUCACUAGGUCAAAGGUCAAGGUCACAGUGACUCGAAAUAGUAAAAUGGUUUCUGGAUAACUCAAGAAUGCUUAGGCCUAGGAUCAUGAAACUUCAUAGGUGCAUUGAUCAUGACUGGCAGAUGACCUCUAUUGAUUGGUCAAAGGUCAAGGUCACAGUGACUCGAAACAGUAAAAUGGUUUUCGGAUGACUGGCAGAUGACCCCUAUUGAUUUUCAAUUCACUAGGUUAAAGGUCAAAGUCACAGUGACUCGAAACAGUAACAUGGUUUUCGGAUGACAACUCAAGAAUGCUUACGCCUAGGAUCAUGAAACUUCAUAGGUACAUUGAUCAUGACUGGCAGAUGACCCCUAAGGAUUUUUAGGUCACUAGGUCAAAGGUCAAGGUCACAGUGACUCGAAACAGUAAAAUAGUUUCCGGAUGAUAACUCAAGAAUGCUUACGCCUAGGAUCAUGAAACUUCAUUGGUACAUUGAUCAUGACUGGCAGAUGACCCCUAUUGAUUUUCAAGUCACUAGGUCAAAGGUCAAGGUCACAGUGACUCGAAACAGUAAAGUGGUUUACGGAUGAUAACUCAAGAAUGCUUACGCCUAGGAUCAUGAAACUUCAUAGUUACAUGACUGGCAAAUGACCCCUUAUAAUUUUCAGUUCACUAGGUCGAAGGUCAAGGUCACAGUGACUCGAAACAGUCAAAUGGUUUCCUGAUGAUAACUGAAGAAUAAUUAGGCUUAGGAUCAUGAAACUUCAUAGUUACAUUGAUCAUGACCUGCAGAUGACCCCUAUUGAUUUUCAGGUCACUAGGUUAAAGGUCAAGGUCACAGUGACAAAAAACGUAUUCACACAAUGGCUACCACUACAACUGACAGCCCAUAUGGGGGGCAUGCAUGUUUUACAAACAGCCCUUGUUAUGUUUGAAAUUUACACAUUAUUUGUUGCGAUGGUGACAUGAUUUGUUCUUUUUAUGCCCCCUUUCGAAGGAAAGGGGGUACAUAGUUUUCGCACUGUCCGUCAGUCUGUCUGUCAGUCUGUCACACUUUUCGUGUCCGCUCUCUAAUUCAAAUAGUUUUCAUCCGAUCUUUACCAAACUUGGUCAGACGUUGUAUCUAGACAAUAUCUAGGUCAACUUCGAAUAUGGGUCAUGCCGGGUCAAAAACUAGGUCACAAGGUCACUUAGUGCAUUUCAAGGAUUUAGCAUGGUGUCCGCUCUCUAAUUGAAGAAGUUUUCAUCUGAUCUUUACCAAACUUGGUCAGAAUUUGUAUCAAGACAAUAUCUAGGUCAAGUUCGAAUAUGGGUCAUGCCGGGUCAAAAACUAGGUCACGGGGUCACUUGGUGCAUUUCAAGGAUUAAGCAUGGUGUCUGCUCUCUAGUUUAUGUGGCUUUCUGAUUUAUUUUGAUAUUCUUAGACAUUUUUAUACCCCCGAAGGAGGGCAUAUAGCGAUCAGACUGUCCGUCUGUCUGUUUGUCCGUCACACUUUGCGUUUAGAUUUUGAAAAAUGCUCAUAACUUCUAUGUCCCUUCAGAUAGCAAUUUCAUGUUUGGCAUGCAUGUGUAUGUGGAAAAGGCCUUUCCAUAUGUACACACAUUUUGACCCCUGUGACCUUGACCUUGAACUUAGGGUCCGCGUUUAGGUUUCGAGAACUGCGUUUAGGUUUCGAAAAAAGCUCAUAACUUCUACCAAGCAUUUAUAGGGGGCAUAAGUCAUCCUAUGGUGACAGCUCUUGUUUUAUCAUAAGAGGUAAAUAAUAAAUUGAAUAUUGCAUGGUGGUGAUGUUUCCAUUGAUUUGAUUUUACUCGUGGAUUGUGCAAGUAUUGUUUUCCGGUUAUCCUGCUGGUUUGCUAAUUACAACAUCACAAAAAUAACUUGUGCAAUACAAGCCACCUGAUUACCACAGUAAUUUAAUAUUCCCUAUUUAUCUUGAAUAGAAAUAUUGAACAGAUACAAAUGAGCCGUGCUCUGUGAAAAGGGGGUUUAAUGCAUGUGUGUAAAGUGUCGUCCCAGAUUAGCCUGUGCAGUCCACACAGGCUUAUCAGGGACAGCGCAGUUUCUGUUUUUAUGAUUUUGUUUAAACAAAUCUCUUGUUAUCAGAAAUCAAGUUUAGGUGGAAAGUUUCGUCCCCGAUUAGCCUGUGCCAACUCCACAGGCUAAUCUGGGACGACACUUUUAGCACAUGCAUUAAACCCCCUUUUCUUAAAGCACGGUCCAAAAGUUUCUUUUAGAUUAAUCAAAAUGUCCACGGUUUGGUUGACCUUGUGUUAUUAUUGACUCUUAAUGAACAUCCACAUUCUAUUAUUUAUUUAUGGAGUCCGAAAACUUUUUGUCUGGAUGGUAACACAAGUUUUCUACUAGUGUUGUAUGCUUAGCAUCUGUUUAGUCACAAAUGUAAGUAUGCAUUUGAAUGGUGUUAAUUGUAAAUCGGCCCAGAUCAACAAGUUUAUCCAGUCGUUAUGAUGUAUCUUAUGUCGUCUCAUUCAUCGGGUAUUGCAGCAUAACCUCUGUUAAUAUAAAAUUUUAAUAAUGUUAAUACAAUGCACUUUUUUGUUUUGGUAUUUUCAUCAGAUGUAACUUAGAUUUAACAACUGAUUUUUGUUCUUACAAUCUUUUUUGAUAAUUGGUUUUCUUUUUUAUUCUCAUCCUAUGAUCUAAUACAUUUAAGUAAUAUUUUGAUUUGUUCUAUUCACAUCCUUGUAUGUUGAACUUUACAGAUAUUUACGUAAUAUGUUGCAUAUAAUUUGUGCUUAACCCUUUGCAUGCUGGGAAAUUUGUUGUUUGCUAAAAUGUCGUCUGCAGAAUUUCUAAAAUUAGCGUUUUCUUCGAUUUUUUUCAAAGAAUACUAUCAGAAUAGCAAACAGUUUGGAUCCAGAUGAGACGCCACGUUCUGUGGUGUCUCAUCUGGAUCCAAACUGUUUGCAAAGGCCUUCACAACUCGGUUCCCGCACUGUAAGGGUUAAGAUGUGUUUAUUUCUUCAUUAAAAACCAGUAGGAGUGCAUAGGCAAGUAGUAAUUAUGACUUUAUUUUUUUGUACAUGUGCAUGGUUUGUUCUAGAAGUAAACUGUAGAAGAAUGAGGGGCAUUUGUGACCGUUUUCAACUUAAUCCAUUUAUGCCUAGUGGACUCUCCCAUCCUUCUAAAUUGGAUCAAUUUAUUUCCAAAAUUAGGGAUGUCUAGUAUAUUUAUUUCUAUAUUUAGAAUAUUUUGUACAGAAAUUCCUUUAAGGAAACAGCGCAGACCCUGAUGAGACGCCAAAUCAUGCAGCGUCUCAUCUGGGUGUACACUGUUUGCCAAGGCCUUUUUUCUAGACGCUAGGCAUAAAUGGGUUAAUCUUGUUUGAAGUUCUGAAUCUGUUAUUUUACAUACCUAAUAUAAAAGAGAAUAAUAUAAAGAAGAGAAAAAACAUACAUCAACAGAAUUUCCAUGUGUUUGAUUGAUAUGGUUACUUAUUUAUUAAAAUAACUUACUUUGUUAUGGAAACAAAUUGUACUGUGUUAUUGUACACAGCAACAAAAUUUGCAAAGAAAAAAAUUACAGGAAUUUGUCACUUUAUGGUUUUAUGAUCACCCAGUUUGCAGGGAAUGUCUUUUUGGUGUGUUUUUUUCUGAAAUGUGCAAUGUCUUUUAAGCAGUGCACUGUUAUUCAAAUUCCAAGGGUAGCAGUAUACAUUUAUAGUCACCUCUGUCUUUGCGUGUCUUUUGUUGGAAACUGAAUCCUCUGUACAUUUUGAACAAUAAGUAUAUAUUGUCCCAUAUAACAAAUCACUAUUGAAUAGGAAAAAAUGUGGUCAAAUUGGGAAUGGUACCUGAUUACAUGAUAUCUGACUACACUAUUGUUAAAGUUUGUGUGUGGGUGAAAUAAAUAACUGAAUAAAAAUGAAAUGAAUGUCACCCUUUUGCCCUGUCUGCUGGUUUGUUUGUGUCGAACUUUAACAUUUGCCAUAACUUUUGCAAUAUUGAAGAUAGCAACUUCAUAGUUGGCAUGCAUGUGUAUCUCAUGGAGCUGCACAUUUUGUGAAAGGUCAAGGUCAUCCUUCAAGAUCAAAGAUCAUAUAUAGGGGUCAAAAUCGCUAAUUUAGUGUCAACUGUAUGGGGGGGGUGACAUAGUGUUUCACAAACACAUGUUGUUUAUGUCUGAAUUUGUAAUAUAAACAUGGCAUUCUUUGGGUGGGGCCAAUUUCAAAAUGGCCCACCAAUAUUAGUUUUUGAUGCAUACCAGUAUGUAUUGCUAGUAUAUCACACAUACAUGCAUUUUAUAUUUAAUUUUACAAACAUAUUUACUAUAUUCAUGCUUUUCGCAUGUUGGAAUGAUAAUUAUGUUUCGAUGUUGUAUUGUUUAUUGAGUGGUUUUGUUGUUGUUGAUACAUAGAAUUGAAAUUGCCAAUAAAACUUUAAACAUUUAA